Messenger RNA from Mesorhabditis belari, 5181 nucleotides. The record is from the annotation of a GenBank genome assembly. NCBI's taxonomy places the organism in Eukaryota, Metazoa, Nematoda, Chromadorea, Rhabditida, Rhabditidae.
AUGCGGUGGCCGGGACGGCUUUUUAUUUGGCCGUUACUCGGUGUACUUCUCAUCUUUUUGCCGAUUUUCACAUACGAAUCUAUUGUCGACGUUCAACUACAAGAACUUCGAGUUGGAGAUGAACACGUGUGUCCCCACGAAGAGCUUGAAGUGGUCACAGUGAAAGAACCAUGUGUACAGGCUUACACAAAAUAUGUGCGAUCGAGGAAACCUGGAUGUGAGGGUCCUUUCCGAGCGUGUUCCGUUCGACAACCAAAAGUUGUCUAUUAUCACACAUACAAAAAAGUGAAUCGAACAAGGAGACACACAACAACGGAAUGUUGUCCUGGAUGGGAAAGGACACAAAAUGGAUGUCAGAGAGCGAAUUGCUCCUCGGAUUUGUGCCACAAUGGAGGUACGUGUCUUCCAAUUCGAAAUGGCACCGAUCAGUUGUGUGAGUGUGCAACGGGAUUCACCGGAGCUCGAUGUCAAUAUGAUGUAAACGAAUGCCUAAUCGAAAAUGGAGGCUGUGGACAUGAUUGCGUGAACACGAUCGGCACAUUCUAUUGUCGAUGUUGGCCGGGAUUUCAUCUGAAUCGAGAUGGGCAUACGUGUGAUGACAUCGAUGAGUGCGCGGCUUCGAAUGGCGGCUGUUCUCAUCGAUGCAUAAAUACACCUGGUGGACACAGAUGCGAUUGUCCGCCCGGAAAAAUGCUCCAUUCAAAUGGUCGAAAGUGUGUCGAGUUGAACACAUGUGAGGCAGAUAAUGGAGGAUGUGAGCACAUUUGUGAGGAAAGAGAACGGAAAAUGUAUCGUUGUCGUUGCAAGAAAGGCUAUCGACUUGGUGAUGAUGGAAGAAAAUGCAUUCCUGUCGAUCCGUGUUUGGUAGAUAAAGGUGGCUGUCAGCAUCAUUGUGUGAAUGACAAUGGACGAGCUAGGUGUCAAUGCUUUGGUGGAUAUCGCCUUGGAUCCGAUCGAAGGACGUGUGUCGAUAUUGAUGAAUGUCAACUCGGCUUGGGUGGAUGCCAACACGAUUGUGUGAACUCGUAUGGAGCUUAUCGUUGCAAAUGCCGCCAGGGUUUCCUUCUUGCAGAGGAUGGUCGAAGUUGUGAAGAGAGAAUGGGCGGAUGUCAGGUCGGAAAUGGUGGUUGUCACCAUGAUUGCUACGAUCAACCGGGUGGUCAUCAUAUAUGCAAAUGUCGACAAGGAUCACAGUUGAUGGCUGAUGGAAAAAGUUGCAAAGGACAAUGCCACAAUUUGUGUAUCGAUUAUUUAACCGGAGAGAUUCGAUGUGUUUGUCGAAAGGGUUUCCUCCUCAAUCAACUCGAUCGUCACAGCUGUCAGGAUAUCGAUGAAUGUCAAACGGAAAACGCUGGCUGUUCUCAAUUAUGUGUGAACACUGCUGGGAGUUUCCAUUGUGAAUGCAAACCGGGUUUCAUGCUCACUUACGAUGGGAAAACUUGUGAAGAUAUCAAUGAGUGCGUGAACAACAAUGCGGGAUGUCAAUUUGAGUGCCGAAAUAGGGAUGGGGAUUAUGAAUGCAUUUGUGAAAAGGGAUCCGUUUUGGCUGAAGAUAAACAUACUUGUCAUGAUGUGAACGAAUGUCUGGCAAACAAUGGUGGAUGUUCUCAGUUGUGCCGAAAUGUGAAUGGUGGUCAUCGAUGCGAGUGUUUCAGUGGCUAUCUAUUAGGAAAUGAUGGAAGAAUGUGCAUUGCGGCCGUUGAAGGCAAUAAUGUUCAAUUAAUGAAUCAUGUGCAUCCACAAGAAAAAGAUGAGACAAUGAUUGGGGAUCGAAGUCUCGAUGAUUUGGUUGAUUCACUUGAAGUUGAUGGUUUCUUCCGUAUACAUCCUCCAGAUCUUGAUGGAGAAAGAGAUCUCAAUGCAAUCACUUUGAAUCGAAAACGAAGAGAAUGCGAGAACGGACAUUUUGGACCAAAUUGCCAAUACUCGUGUGAUGAUUGUCAAAAUGGAGCCACUUGUUCGCCAGCACAUCCAUCGUGUGAAUGCACUCCCGGAUACACGGGACCGACUUGUGAGGAUUUGUGUCCAGAUGGCACUUGGGGCGUCGGUUGCAAUAACGUUUGUGGAUGCAAGGAUUCUUCUCAUUGCGAUCCGAUCACCGGCUCUUGCAAUUGCAACUCCGAGAGCUGUUUGUCGAGUCCAUGCAAGAAAGGCUUCUAUGGCCCUCAAUGUGCCCUUCCUUGUCGAGCCGAGUGUCCAUCAGGUGGUUGUGAUCCGGUGUUUGGCGAUUGUCCUUGUCCUCCUGGGAUGUAUGGCCCAAAGUGUGACCGUGGCUGUCCAUCAUUCUCCUUCGGUACAAAUUGUCGUCACUCGUGUCGUUGUGUUCGCGAGAACACACAAGUUUGUGAUUCAAAGACUGGAAAGUGCAAGUGUAAAGCCGGUUUCUACGGGCCUUUCUGCAAAAGACCGUGUCCUUUCGGUUUUUAUGGACCUUUGUGUGCAAAGAAAUGUUCAUGUCCAGAUGGGACUCGAUGUAAUCCAUCUGAUGGAGAAUGCUCGCCCGAAUGCGCGCCCGGUUUUGUUGGAGCCGAUUGUUUACAGAAGUGCAUUCCCGGUUUCUUCGGUCGAGGCUGUGAGGGGAAAUGUGCGUGUGGACCGGAUCAACCGAAAGUUUGCCACCAUAUCACUGGAAGUUGUACUUGCUCUCAAGGGUACACUGGAGAUCGUUGUGAUACGCCUUGUCCUCCCGGUUUAUACGGAGCAAAUUGUGGAUCGGAAUGUCAGUGUAAACAUGGAGCGAUUUGUGACUCAAAGGAUGGAACUUGUGAAUGUCCACCUGGAUAUUACGGAGCAACUUGCUCGGAAGUUUGCCCCGCAGGCCGUUACGGGCGAGAGUGCAUGCGCAUUUGCAAUUGUCACAAUGGGGCCAAGUGUAGUCCAGUAGAUGGAAGCUGCACGUGUCAACACGGUUAUACCGGGAAAAGCUGUGAGAUUGGUUGUCCUCGGGGUACUUUUGGAGACAAUUGCUCAAAGCAAUGUGAAUGUGCCGAUCAUAUGACGUGUGAUCCAGUGGACGGGGAGUGCAUUUGCCCGCCCGGGAAAAGAGGACAAGAUUGCUCUGAAAACUGCUUGGAGGGGAUGUUCGGCGCUGGUUGUAAGGGUAAUUGUAGUUGUGCAAAUGGCGGGAAAUGCGAUUCGAGAAAUGGUGCUUGUAAAUGUUCAUCGGGUUGGCGGGGGAAAUAUUGUGAUCGUCCGUGUGCUGAUGGACAUUUUGGAGAGGGAUGUAAACAAAUUUGCGAUUGCUCGGCAUCAAAUGACACAGAGAUCAUGAAUCCAUUCUCGGCUCGUUGUGAUCACAUAACCGGCGAGUGUCGAUGUGCCGGUGGAUGGGCUGGUCCUGAUUGUGCUACUCCUUGCCCACCAGGAAGAUGGGGACCCGGAUGCAAGGCUGAGUGUAAGUGCUCAAAUGGAGCUAGUUGUGACAGAGUGACUGGCUACUGUGAUUGCCCCACUGGAUUCAUGGGAAAGAACUGUGAAACCGAUUGCCCAUCGGGACUCUUUGGUCCAAAUUGUAUCAAUCAUUGCUUGUGCAUGAACAACGAUGGAUGCAAUGCAAAGACGGGGAAGUGUAAAUGCAAUGACGGAUUCACAGGACCGGCUUGUGAAUUUUUGUGUCCGUUUGGGCAGUAUGGACCGGAAUGCACAAAGAAAUGCGAUUGUAUGAAUGGAGCGAGUUGCAAUCGGACGAGUGGAGAAUGCGCUUGUUUGCCUGGAUGGCAGGGAACGAGGUGUGAGAUCCCAUGCACAUCAGGACUCUUUGGGUUGAAGUGCGAAGAAGUGUGUCAAUGUGAGAACGGUGCCUCAUGUGAUCCAAUCAGCGGACAUUGCAGUUGUGCACCCGGGUGGAGAGGGAGAAAAUGUCAACGACCCUGUCUAAAGGGUUACUACGGUCGAAUGUGCUCUCAAGCGUGUAAAUGCUCAAAUGGACGACCAUGUGAUCACAUAACUGGAAGAUGUCAAUGCCCUCGUGGGUUCACCGGGCACAGCUGUACAGAGCUAUGCCCUGAGGGAACCUAUGGAGAUGCGUGUCGGCAUAAUUGCACUUGUGGAGAGAAUGAGGAAUGCGAUCCGUUGUCUGGGAGAUGUCACUGCAAACCUGGCCAUUCAGGGAAUGACUGUAAACAAGGAUGUAUCAUGGGCCGAUUCGGGGUGGAUUGUGAAGAAGAGUGUCAAUGUCAGAAUGGGGGUGUUUGCGAUCCAAGCAAUGGAGCGUGUAAAUGUCCACCGGGAUUAAUCGGUACUCGAUGUGAGGUUGAGUGCCCGGUGAAUCGUUUCGGAGAAAGUUGUGAGAAGGAGUGUCGUUGCGAGAAUGGAGGGACGUGCGAUCGAGCGAAUGGACAAUGCAAGUGUGCACCUGGAUUCACCGGGGUCGCUUGUGAGCAAGUUUGUCCGGAGGGUCGUUUCGGAGCCGGCUGCAAGGAGAAGUGUAAAUGCGCGAAUGGGGCACACUGUGAUCCGGCGCAUGGGCAAUGCAGAUGCAAUCUUGGCUACACAGGACCCUAUUGUGAGCAAUCGUGUUCGGCUGGAAAAUACGGAAUGAAUUGUAGCCUUGAUUGUGAAUGUCAUGGAGAUGCUAGAUGUGAUCCCGUGCAAGGUUGCUGUGAUUGUCCACCCGGCCGAUAUGGGACAAGAUGUCAAUUUGUCUGUCCAACGGGUUUCUUUGGAUGGUAUUGUUCACAAGCGUGUCACUGUCACAAUGGAGCAACGUGUGAUCCAGGAGAUGGACGAUGUCUCUGCCCUCCUGGAUUCAUUGGAGAUCAUUGUGAGAUUUCGUGUCAAAACAACACUUAUGGACCGGGAUGUCGCUUGGAGUGUGACUGUGGGGAAUUUGGGUGUCGAUCGAAUGAUGGCACUUGCGAGUGUCCACCCGGAAAAUCGGGACCAAAGUGUGAGCAGAAUUGCCGAUCUGGAAGAUAUGGGGAAGAUUGUAAGCACAAAUGUCAAUGCUACAAUGGAGCGUCAUGUGAUCGCCGAAUGGGGAAAUGCCAUUGCGCUCCCGGAUAUCUUGGACCGACCUGUCAAGUUGAAAUUAGAGACGAGAACAGCGUACCCGAUCGAGGGGAUUUGCCGGAUGAUUUUGAUCCGAAUAUCGAUUGGAAAAAGAGAAGAAGAAGAAAAAGAUCCGUUGAACCGUCUUUCAUUCUGCCAUUCACAAAUAUAACAAUGAAUUUUGAUGAGGAC